Caretta caretta (loggerhead turtle) is the source of this 2848-nucleotide messenger RNA. It is a transcript of the gene AMPD3, whose product is annotated as adenosine monophosphate deaminase 3. The record is from RefSeq and is a predicted model, not a curated record. NCBI's taxonomy places the organism in Eukaryota, Metazoa, Chordata, Testudines, Cheloniidae. Gene Ontology annotation, molecular function: AMP deaminase activity. Gene Ontology annotation, cellular component: cytosol. Gene Ontology annotation, biological process: AMP metabolic process; IMP salvage.
AGUUUGGGAGGCGGAGGCGGCAUUUGGACAGGAGCCCCUUGUCCUGAAGCCUCGGUCAGGAACCGGCGCGCACCGGCUGCCCUGAACGGGUCCAUUCAAGCCCCGGCUCCCCGGCCACAGCCGCUGCCCAUGGGCGACUCCCCAGCGCUCCGCGGCAGUGCGGUGCGUUUCCACGAGGGGCACGCGGGCUGCAACCUCCCCGAGCCUCCGCCUUGGAAGAAGUUCCCCGCGGUGCCCGGUCACGCCGGGCUGCCCCGCCUGCGGCUGCUGCGGCGACAGGACCCGCCUCGCGCCGGGGGGAGAGACCCGCUCCCCCAGCCGCCUCAGCAGAGAUGCCUAGGCAAUUUCCAAAGCUGAACACUUCUGAGGUUGAUGAGCAGGUGCGGCUUCUAGCAGAGAAGGUAUUUGCUAAAGUUCUCAGAGAAGAAGACAGCAAAGAUGCCUUGUCACUAUUCACUGUGCCUGAAGACUGUCCUAUUGGGCAGAAAGAGGCUAAAGAGAGGGAACUGCAGAAGGAGUUGGCAGAACAGCAUUCUGUGGAGACAGCUAAGAGGAAGAAAAGUUUCAGGAUGAUUCGGUCCCAGUCCUUGUCAUUACAAAUGCCAACCCAAGAGUGGAAGGCACCAUCAAUCAGUUCACUUCCCUCUCCUGCAACUCCAGUUCUUCCAGGUGUUGGUCAGUCAGUCCAAGAGGCAUUUACAGUUCCAGAGUUUCAGAGAGUUACAAUCAGUGGGGAUUACUGUGCUGGGGUUACAGUUGAUGAUUACGAACAGGCUGCGAAGGGCCUGGUGAAAGCUCUGCGAAUUCGAGAGAAGUAUUGUCGCCUUGCUUACCAUCGCUUUCCAAGAACAACAGCACAGUAUUUAUGCACUAUGCAAGAUGAAAAAUGGAAGAUGGAAGAUGAAGUAUGUCCAGAUUUCCAUCCACCCCCAGGAAAACUAGAGAAUCCUUACAACCUUGACGAUGCGCCGGGCAAUUUGGAUUAUGUUGUCAAAAUGCAAGGAGGCAUUCUCUUUGUUUAUGACAAUAAAGAAACGAUGAAACUCAAUGAGCCACGGAGUCUGCCAUAUCCUGAUCUGGUGACCUACACACUUGACCUCAGCCAUGUUCUUGCUCUCAUUGCAGAUGGUCCAACAAAAACAUAUUGCCACAGACGACUUAACUUUUUAGAAUCUAAAUUCAGUUUACAUGAGAUGCUAAAUGAAAUGUCUGAAUUUAAAGAACUGAAGAGUAAUCCCCAUCGAGACUUCUAUAACGUGAGAAAGGUUGAUACUCAUAUCCAUGCUGCUGCCUGCAUGAAUCAGAAACAUUUGCUGAAGUUUAUUAAGCGCACUUACAAAACAGAGUCAAAUCGGAUUGUUGUAGAGAAAGAAGGCAAGAAGAUGACUUUAAAACAAGUGUUUGAGAGCCUUCACAUGGAUCCUUAUGACCUCACUGUAGACUCUUUAGAUGUCCAUGCUGGUCGCCAAACAUUUCAUCGGUUUGAUAAAUUUAACUCCAAGUACAAUCCAGUUGGUGCCAGUGAGCUAAGGGACUUGUACCUGAAAACUGAGAACUACCUUGGUGGUGAAUACUUUGCUCGUAUGGUCAAGGAAGUAGCUCGUGAACUAGAAGAAAAUAAAUACCAGUAUAUGGAACCUCGGUUAUCCAUUUAUGGGCGGUCUCCAGAUGAAUGGCAAAAUUUGGCAACAUGGUUCAUUGAACACAAGGUUUAUUCACCCAACAUACGCUGGGUGAUUCAGGUUCCCAGAAUUUAUGACAUAUUUAGGUCAAAAAAUCUUCUGGCUAGUUUUGGGAAAAUGUUAGAGAACAUCUUCUUACCUCUGUUUGAGGCAACCGUCAAUCCCACAGAUCACAGGGAGCUGCACCUCUUCCUCAAAUAUGUGACUGGCUUUGACAGUGUUGAUGAUGAGUCUAAACAUACCGACCACAUGUUCUCUAACAGAAGUCCUAACCCUGACCUCUGGACCAGUGAAAAGAAUCCUCCAUAUAGUUAUUAUUUGUAUUACAUGUACGCCAACAUCAUGGUGCUCAACAACCUUAGAAAGGAAAGAGGCAUGAGUACCUUCCUAUUUCGCCCUCAUUGUGGAGAAGCUGGGUCCAUCACUCAUCUGGUGUCAGCCUUUCUGACAUCUGACAACAUUUCUCAUGGAUUACUCCUGAAGAAGAGUCCAGUUCUUCAGUAUCUUUAUUAUCUUGCACAAAUUCCCAUUGCCAUGUCUCCACUUAGCAACAAUAGCCUAUUCCUUGAGUAUUCAAAAAAUCCACUACGGGAAUUUCUACAUAAGGGACUUCACAUUUCCCUCUCUACAGACGAUCCUAUGCAAUUCCAUUAUACAAAGGAAGCACUUAUGGAGGAAUAUGCCAUAGCAGCUCAAGUGUGGAAACUGAGCACGUGUGACUCCUGUGAGCUAGCAAGAAACAGCGUAAUACAAAGUGGGUUAUCACAUAAGGAAAAACAAAAAUUCUUAGGGGUAAAUUAUUAUAAAGAAGGGCCUGCAGGAAAUGACAUUCGAAAGACAAAUGUGGCACAAAUCCGAAUGGCUUUCAGGUAUGAGACACUGUGUAAUGAGCUCAGCUUCCUGUCUGACGCAAUGAAAUCAGAAGAGAUUACAGUUCUAUCUAAAGAGUCACAGCACCAAGAAACAAGCCAGUCUUCCUCCUGACCCUGUGCAUUUACCAUCUGCUUUUUAAUAAUGAAUCUGUGAUUGACAGCUGCUGAGAUACAACUGUUUGAACAAUACAGAGAAAAGUAUAUAUGGGAGAUGGAGUUAAACAGUGUGUGAAGUUAUUUUCUGUUGCAUUACACUCUUUAAUGUAAUAUCAGUUUGUACAUGCAUUAGGCUAU